AUGAUAACUGGAAGCGUGAGCGUUCAUCCGCGGAUGGAAGAUCUGCAUGUUUCUGUGCCCGAGUUGCCUCCACCAAACCGAGGCCACCGACUCGAUAAGCAGGAAGGGCUUCAGGGCCGAUGUCUCUGUCGUCCGACGUGGCUGUGUAAGUACAAGGAUGCAACGGUGUAUGGACCGCAGCCCCUCUUGUUGGACCCACCUCUUCCCGCCAAAGAGGCGAGAGGUGUCGAAGCCGACGACUCCUCCAUCUUCCACUGUCAUCAGCGGCCUCCAGAGGGGCCCGACUUUGAGUCAAUCGAUCGCUACUUGGCGGGCGCUCCAAGCUCUCGCUCAGUCACUCUUAUUCGCGAGUACUUCGGCUUCUUCCUUAUCGCUGGGAGUGUCAUACUGCUCCUACUGAACCUGCGCACCUUACUUGAGCUCUGCACUCUCCGCAACCUUACGCGUGGCAUGCGCGCCCUCCUUCGAAGACUCCGCGGUCGAAGGGUGCAUAUCCAACAACGGUCUGGACUGGAAUGCGGUGGCCGUGAUGAUGCUGAUGAUAUUGGAACCUUCGAGAUCCCUCGACCACCGAAGGCAGUUGUUGUGGAGACGAUCCAUACGAGUCUUACCUACCGAUUGGCAAACCUAUACUACAGCGGCGUGUCUAAAAAAACACCUCGACGUGGAAGUGGAUACGGGGAAUCACUUCAUCUGGAGUUAACAGUCCAGCAGAGUGGAGGUAUCCAUAACUUUGGCCACAAGGUGAACCUCGGAUUUGCCGAUGCUGGAGCAAAUGCCUCCUCAGUGGCUGGCGUUGCUGGUUCGCAGGUGACUGAACACGUUGUGAUGGCCGGCGCGGGGUUGAGGAAGGGGAGGGUCGAGGACAACGCUCAACAGUAG
Molecule: messenger RNA, 882 nt
Organism: Echinococcus granulosus
Lineage: Eukaryota; Metazoa; Platyhelminthes; Cestoda; Cyclophyllidea; Taeniidae
Exons: 4
Coding region: 1-882 (293 amino acids)
Source: RefSeq, a predicted model, not a curated record